Molecule: messenger RNA, 2762 nt
Organism: Closterium sp. NIES-67
Lineage: Eukaryota; Viridiplantae; Streptophyta; Zygnematophyceae; Desmidiales; Closteriaceae
Source: the annotation of a GenBank genome assembly
CAACGUCGACCCCAGCCUCCCACUGUAAACUAGACCCCACUUUCUCCGGUUGCACUCGGGCUUCUUGCGAUCUGCUUUAUUGACCGCCGCCGCCGCGGCCGCUGUUGUCACUUGAAGAUGGCUGAUCCCUACACAGUCUGGCGAAGCCGUAAUGGGCUCUGUGGGGCGUCGCUAAGGGACAGCUUGACCCCAGCCUGUAAUCAUUCCGCGAGGCGAGAGACGAUGCUCGAGUCGCCUCGUAUCUCGUUGGGCCGGCGCCUUAGGACAGCGUACGGUUACCUGCUCCGACCCGCGUCGGCUCGUCGGCGACGCAGCGUACCGUGCCUUCUCGGCACGGUAUAAAUACCGUAUCAGGCAUGCUUGGACUCAUCGUCAUCCUUCGAUCUUCAGUAAGAAGCUCAGCUUCGCGUAUCAGUCGAACCGAGCUGCAACGAUUGUCACCGAGCUGCAACGAUUGUCACCGAGCUGCAACUAUUGUCACCGAGCUGCAACGGUAGUAUUUCCUCGUCUUCUCCUCCGUCGAUCCUAACAGCGCUUGAAGCAGCAGCACCGAUCGCAGCAGUUUGCUGGAAUCUGCUGGAAUCUGCUGGAAUCUGCUGGAAUCUGCUGGUAUCUGCUGGAGUUCGACCUCGAGAUUGUCCCGCUUGACGUUGAACACUAACGCGGAGCGUGGCAAUCAUGGCUCGCGUCGUUCUCCUCCUGCUCUCCGUUCUCCUGGUCACGUUGGCAACGGCAGCAGCAGCGGCAACACCAGCAGCAAUAGCAGCAGCAGCAAAAGCAGCAGCAAGCAUUAGGGCAAGCGCCGGCAGGCGAGCAGGCCAGGGAUUCGGAAUUGGUAUAGGAGCUAGCGGAUGCGUCUCCCUCGGCGUUGGCAUCGGCGGAGGUCGCGGCGGUGGCGGACGACCUUGCAGCGACAACCGAGGCGGCAGUAGCGGCGGGAACAGCGGCGGAAGCAGCGGCGGCGGUUCUUCAGGUGGUUCUCCUGGGGGAGGAAUCACUGGCCCAGCGUGUGAUCAUGGCAAGUGUGACGAUAACGCAGGGUCGCUCGAUUACUGGCGAAUCCCCGAGUGCGGCGAGUGCGCGAGCAUAGCAGCAGGAAGCAUGCCUGUAGCGGGGGAUAAGGCGUGGUGCGUCGGGGGCAGCGACACGGAGCUUCUAGACGCCAAGGACUGCUGCGCUCUGUGCAAGAGCACCAAUGCCACUGCCUCUGACCAGCCGUUCAACUGCCGCUUCUGGGCGCACAUCCCAUCCAACGGCUCCUGCGUUCUGCUCCCAGCGAUCGACAUCCUCCAGCCCGUCAGAUCCACCGAGGAGAAAUCCAACGGCCACAAACUCCGAAUUGGAAAGCGCUGCCCUUACAGCGAGAACGACCCGCACUUCCUGGGCGCGCACGGCACGCGGUUCGACUUCAACGGGCUGCCCGAGAAGAACUUCUGCCUGUACACGGACAAGCAGGUGCAUGUGAACAUGGGCAUGCGCGGGUACCUCGACUCGCGCUCCACGCAGAACGCCGCGCUCGUCAUCAACGGCUCCGCCGUGCGCACCUGGAUCCGCCAGCUCGCCGUCAUGUGGACCGACAACAGCGCCGCCGCCGACUCCGACAACACCGUGGCCGCUAAGCCCGUCACCCACUCCCUGGUUCUCACCGCGCGCGACGGCAACGAGCAGCUCCGUGGGGAGUCCGGCUUCCUGGCGUCCGUGGAGCUCGACAGCGCCGCUAUCCCCCGCCUGGCGCCCGGUGAGUCGCGCAGCCUGGCAGGUGGCAAGCUGUCGCUGCAGUUCGUUGCCGAGGAGAAGGUUGGGCCGUACGACGUGGACCACUACUACCUGCGCCUCGACGGGCUCCUGGAGCUGGACCUGAAGCUGCGCCCCGCGCACCCUCUGCUGCAGACACCUGAGGACUCUCAGGUGCACAUCAACCUGAUGUUCAUGGACGUGAGUGCGAGCAGCAGCGUGCACGGCGUGAUGGGGCAGACGUACCGCGGCGGCCGGGAGUCGCGCACCAUGGAGUUCUCUCGCCUCGCCGCGCUGCUGCACCACCCCGUGUCCGCCGAUGGCGAGGAGGGCAGGGGCUUCCUGGACGGCCAGGUCGGCGACUAUGAGACGUCUGCCGUCGCCGCCACCGACUGCCGCUUCUCUGCUUUCAACGGCCAGCAGCUGCCCGUUGAUAACUAGGGAGAGAUGCGUGUGGAUGGUUGGGGGGAGCUUGUUUCUAAGGUUUCAGGUCUGAGCCAAUGGGUAGUUAUGGGGACUACAAGAUCUCCGCUGUCACCGCCACCGACUGUUGCUUCUCUGCUUCAACGGCCAGCAGCUGCCCGUUGAUGCGUAGAUGGAAAUUCUGGUUGCUGGGUUGGAGGUUGUAAUCUGGGGUGAUGUUGACUUCAACGGCCACCAGCUGAGUGUGGUCGGCUCUCUGGGAGGGACUGGUGUUGGAUGCAGAUAGGGAGGUUGAGGGCAUGUAUUCUGUGACAAGGGAGGCUGAGGGUGUUAGUAUGGACAUUGGUGGGCAUCAGGAGUUUCAGUAUCUUGAGGGGCGUAUGGAGGGGAUGUCCUGGGAUGGAAUCAUAGAAGCUGCUUUGCCAAGCCUUGGUUGGUGGGGUGAUGGCUCAUCACUGAUGGGGUUGGGUGGGUGUGUGUAAGAUGUGGAUGCUGUGAGUGGUUGCAAGAUUGUACAGCAGAUAGUAUGUUCUGCUUUCUGCUGUAAGCUCUUACAACCACAGGAUGGUGUGGAGUUACUAUGGUUGAGUAUUUUAUUGGCACAA